AGCCUUGGAGCCUUGGAGCCUUGGUUGGAGCUUGGAGCCUUGGAGCCUUGGGACCUUCGUCCUUUGUUCCCUUCUCGUCGUCGUCGUCGAGCCUGAUGUAACCGCCCAUCACAACAAUCCAAGUUGCGUCUUUCCAUAAUUCAAUAGUCCCUGCCGAGCAGGACUGCCAUUCAUUUAAAAACCCACAUUUGCUACUUCAGCAAUAACUGUCCCUCAUUUCGAGUCCUGACCCCGAAGUCCUUCAUUCCAAGUCACUCUUUUCAACGGUCCAGCACUGCCAGUUCAUCGACUUUUGAGUUCCGUUUUUGUCGAUUGUUUUCAUUCUACCACGACGUCUAUGAUAGCAGCAUCAGUCAAUACAGCAUAGAAACAGCGUCCAUCCCGGCUGACGAAAUCAUCGCAUCUAAAGUCAUACAUUGCGACAGUCUACCCACAAGCUCACUCUCCGCAACUCGACCCCAACAAAUAAAUUCACAUCAACCUUCAUUACCGGAAGCCUUCACUUACACGGGAGGCUUCACGGCAGGACCGACAACACAAAUCCACCAUGGAUACCCGCCUUGCAGCUGAAGAUAUCCACUCCUUUCCUCUAGAGAAGAAGGCCGCUGAGGAGCCGCACCUCAAUGACAUCCACUGGCCGCUCACGAUGGGCGGUGCUCCGACUUUGAUUAAAUCAUACACCCAGCCAACUCCCUCUCUUCUCCUCCCCCGCUCCCCGCUAGGUGAUACCACUUCAUCGGGUACUUCUUCGUCCGGCGAUAGUACUACGUCGAGUGCCUCUGCGGCAUCUACAACAGCCGAGUGCGGACCUAAGGACACUUCCUCGAAGUGUGAGAAGCCGCAAUCCGCGUCAUCUUCGACUAUUGCCAUCAUUGUCGGUGUGACUGUCCCUGUUGUGAUCAUUAUCAUCGCUUUAAUCUACCUGCACCGCAGACACAUCCGCAAGACGAGAGAGGAGGAUGCCAACGAUAAGCACAAGUCUCUUGACUUCGGCCUCGGAAUGCCACCUCACCCUGGAGCAAGGAAGGGCAAGAAGCUCCCUAAUGGUCUGUCCGACUAUGAUAUGAGCGAGAAGCCUGGCCACCGAGGCCAGUUGUCCUUGGACAUCAUCAACAGCCCUUAUCUUCUCCCGCCAGGACUGAAUAACUCAACCGAGUCCCUGCAUUCUCUGUCGAGGUCGAUCCACAACAAGGAGGACCCUUACCGCCCGGUGAACGAACUCCAAAAUGACAAUGCUUCUAUGCGCAGCGGAUUCGGAGCACCAAGACGUGGAGAUGGCUCGUCUACCUAUACUGGGCACACUGGCCACAGUGGAAAGUCAACUACUGCCUUCGGCUUGGUCCGAAAUGCCAGCCAGAUGGGUAGCACUGAUGGGCAAGGCAACAACGAGUUUUUACCACCUCCUCGCCAAGCCUCAUUGGCAAAGAACGCUCUGCCUGAGAACGGACCCGCACAUAUCGAACCUGCAUACUUCCCCAAGAACUCGUCACUGGACGGAGGUGUCCAGAGAAAGGGACUGCCAUCGAGCCCCAGGGACUCUGACUCUUCAAAGGACGGUGAACGUAAUACUUCGAGCUUCAGACUGAGCAAUAACUACCUUGGUGCAAUCGUCAAUGGAGGAGGUCGCAUGGAGACCCCUCCGCCAUCUGCUCCCGCUAAAGACAACGAGAGAUCUCCCUUCUCUGAUUCCGCUGCUCUUGACAUGCCAACGGGCCCAACCUCUCUGGAUGACGACCGCGAUUCCCAGAAGAACUCACCACCACAAUUUGCAAACUCAUUACCAGCAAACCCUCGCCCACCGAGGUUGCAGUCAUCGCCCCAAGACAAACCGGCCCUCCCAGAGAUCCCGCAAAUUACACACGACCAAAACUGGCUACAAGACGACUACGGAAACGACGGCUUCGUAGUCACCCCCCCAUCCCCCACCCAAGACGCCGCCAUGAAGCGUGCCAGCCGCUACUCCAUGGACGUCCCCCCGGAGCAAUACGCCAACGCCGGUCUCGGCGCCCCCGGCGUGGACCCGCGCCGCAUCUCCAUGGGCUUCCGCCCCCUCCCCCCCACCCUGGCAGUCGAGUCCGACGACCCCGAAGUGCGCGCAAACCGCAUCCGCUCCUUCUACAAAGAAUACUUUGACGACUCCAAGCCCGCGCCCGCUGGGGAGUACUACGAAGACUACGACGACGGGGCGUACUACGACCCCCGUGCUGACGCCUACGAAGCGCCCAUCCCGCAGCCAUACGCGCAGCCCAUGGCUCGUCGCGCUUUCACACCGCCACCUGGCGCUCAGAGGUUCAUGGGCCAGGCACCACCGCGCGGCUCGCAGGGCUCGGGCUUCAACAACAACUACGGCCCUGGACCCGGCGGGCCACCGCGCGCGUUCCACGGCUCAAUGAGCGGCCGCUCUAUGACCCAGUGGCGCGGCCCCGCACCCGGUUUCCAAGAACCCCGCCCCUUCUCGUCGGCCUCUAACCGUCGCCCUAAUACCGCGCAGCAGAAGCGCCCCAUGGCACCGCUUGCGGAUCUGAAUACCAUCCCCACCCCCGCGCUCCUGAAGGAUGACUCCUUCGCCAUCAUGAACGCGGCUGAUUUCGUCGCGCCUACGAGCUACAAAGAGCGUGCCAAGGGCCGCUCUCAGAGCCCUAUGGGAGAGAGGAGACCGUAUAGCCCUGCUGUUCCGGUUCACAGGCCGCUUGUGAGCGCGUUUGAUGAGUUAGCUGUUAUUCCUAGCCCGCACUCCCUCAGGAACUCGGGGACGUUUACGUCUCUUGAUUUCGCGCCGCCGAAGAGGGUGUUCCGUGAUCAGGAUACGAUGAGUGAUGCGGGCAGUAUUAGGAGUAAUCGCAGUGGGGUGUCGGCGAUACAGUUGCAGGCUAUUCGCAAUGGUGCGCAUCGUGUAAGUCGUUUACCUGGCGACUCAGUCAGCACAAAGGAUGAUAUGAUUGCGGCGCUGAAGCCGACUUGGGGGUUGAGGAAUGGGGAGUAAUCUCCAUUCUCUUUCUCCACUCGUUGGGAGCGUCGGGCUUAGGGUUGCAUAGAGGGGGUAAUUUGUAUAGACGGAACGGGAUGGCACGAAUGGAUGGGCUUUGUUUGCUCUUCUUGAUGACGAUGGUCUGUGUGGAGGGAUAUAAAAGGCAGCAUCUGUUUUUGUAUAUGAAAGCAUGACUCACCACUACGCACCCGAUCGUUUUUCUAGGGAGGUGGAGGAAGGAGUACUGUAAUUAUGGCUAUGGGCCGGCAUAUUUUUGUUUCUUAUUUUAUUUUAUUCAUUCACU
Pseudogymnoascus destructans is the source of this 3272-nucleotide messenger RNA. RefSeq lists its product as uncharacterized. NCBI's taxonomy places the organism in Eukaryota, Fungi, Ascomycota, Leotiomycetes, Thelebolales, Thelebolaceae. The transcript is spliced from 2 exons. The record is from RefSeq and is a predicted model, not a curated record. Bases 548 to 2983 code for a protein of 811 amino acids.